CUUCGCAGUUAAAAUCAGUUGGUGUAGUAACCGCCCGUCGCGCGAGCAACAGCCGUGAGCGCGCGGUUUAGGAGGAAAACGUCGCGUCGGAGCGUAACGCUUCCACGAGAGGACAUGGCACAUUCGACGCUAGUUAGAAAACAAAAGCGAAUGAGGCAAAAACAAGCGCGGGCAACCGCAACUUCACGCUGAGGGCGAUUUAAAGCCCUUCGCAAAAAGUUUCGCUGACGUCAUACGUCAGCUAUAACGACCGAAGCUUCGCGUUCGCCGUCGGUGUGCGUGCGUGUGUUUGUUAGCUUGUCUGUCUUUAAUCAUUAAAAGCGGACGGAAUGGGGGCCAAACAGAGCAGUCCCGCUGAAAACGGCCGCACACGGGCGUACUCUAGCUCGGAUCUCCCUUCGAGUAACGGCGGCAGAACGGCGGCGAGGUUUCCCGCUCACGGCGCCUCAGGUGCUGCGUCUUCCUCCUCGUCGUCGUCAGCGGCGGUGUCCUCGCACUAUGCCGGCUCCAGAACGCGCUCCGUCGGGGAACGCACCGGUGGACCGGCCGCAAGACCCCAGUCGAGCAUUAAUAUACCGACCUCGGGAGCGUACAGUUCUCAGGACUCCGGUAACAGCACACCGGAAGACAGCGGCGGGGAGAGAGAGCGGUCAACCGGCGCUCCGAGACUCUUGAUCGGAUCUUUACCUGCUCACCUGUCGCCUCAUCUCUUCGGAGGUUUCAAGUGCCCCGUCUGUGCCAAGUUUAUCUCUUCAGAUGAAAUGGACCUUCAUCUGGUCAUAUGCUUGACCAAACCUCGAGUGACGUACAACGAGGACGUCUUGGGGAAGGACACGGGAGAAUGUGCAAUAUGUCUGGAGGAGCUGGUGCAGGGAGACACCAUCGCACGCCUGCCCUGCCUCUGCAUCUAUCACAAAGGCUGUAUUGACGAGUGGUUUGAAGUGAACCGAUCGUGUCCUGAACAUCCUUCAGAUUAAAAGCACCUCUCGCACCUUUGCACAGCCUCCUGGUCGUGAGAAGCGCAUCAAUGUGAAUCCUCUUCCUCCUCAUUGACACUGUGACUUUGGUCUCGGGACUUCCUGUUUGCCGAACGCCCCUCUCUUAGCACAGCCCUCCCUAGUCGCCAUAUAAACUCUAGUGUGCCAAAACUCAUUCAGGGAAACUCUUUCCACAUCACAGUCCUAAAGAAGAAACCCCAGGGCGGGCGAGAGCUUCUACUCCAGCGCACCAUCGUCCAAUCAGGAAUGAUGAAGAAGGCGGAUCUUAGGAAGGUCAUUUCAUUGGUGUCUCUGAUUAGCCGGACUCAGGAUCAGCUAACUGUUUGGACGAUUAUCGGAUGAUCACGGUGGAUUGUUCUGUCUCUCUCAGUGCCUUAACUUUCAGAUCCCACGGGCCGAAGUGGCGGCUACGUUUCGAUGGACUCGGAGAAAGACGCCUGGAUGUGACGGGACGUGAGCCCUGAUUCGGGUCGGCCCAGAGCCAUACUGACAAGUGCCCUGUAUUUGGUAGCGUCGACACAACUGUUUUUUCUCUCUCUUUCUUCCCGGAUGGAAUAACGUCCCAUGCAUCUGGAGUCUGCUAGCAAUAUCUAUGCUAACGGUUCCAGAUUCACUGUAGCCUGUCACGUGACGUCUGCACUGUCUCAAGAUCAUUUAUGCAAGUGCACCAUGUUUUAUUUGUGUUGACAAAUCUUAGCCUUAAUUCAACACAUGAAUGACUUCUGUGUCUCUUUAUGGAGAGUAAAUCUCAUCAGAACAUCACAAAAGCAGAAGAAAAUAAAAACUAAGUUAUGUUUUGCAUAGAGAAAAUCAAUUUUGGCGGGAAAAUAAAUAUAAUGCAAUUAUUUUUAUUAAAAUCUGGAUAAUUUUAAUGGCAGUACAACAAAUGCUACCAUGUAAAGACAUUUCAAUUUAAUAAAUUAAUGACAUUCAGUGUACUGUUUAUAAUUCAUGCAGAUUUUAUUUAAAGUAAUUACAUUAUUUGAAUAUAUAUAAUUAUACUAUAUAAAUUGAAUGGCUGUACAACAAAUACUACCAUGAUGAAUAAAUGAAUUAUAAUUUUAAUAAAUAAUGCCUACAAUUUUACUCCUUCAGUAUAAGAAGUAUUUGUGAUUAUAUUAAUUAUACUGCUCUUAAAUGCUGAUUUUAAUUAUAUUAAAAAAAAUUGUCUUUCAGUAAUAAAAUAUCACUGAAAUAAUAAAAAAUUGGAAAAACUGUAAAGUAAAAUUUCCAUUUAAAUCGGCAUUAUUUAAUGGCAGUUACAAUUACAAUUUAAAUAAUAAUAUAUACAAUUUAAAUAAAUUGUUUAAGAUUUAGUUUUUUCACUUGAUGACAGAUGUUUUCAUGACAAUAAAAACACAUUUUUCCUGUUUUAGUGCAAGUAUUUAUACAACAUUAUACAUUACAUUUAUUGUACUGCGAUUGAUUUAUGCUGGUUAAAAAACACUGAGAAUAAUAAAUAAUUAAAAGAAAACUCAAAAAUACUACUACUAUAAAUGCAUUACUAUUUGAAUAGACAUUAUUAUAGUAAUUAUUUGAUAUAUAAUUUUGAUUUAUUGAAAAUGUCAGAGACUGAUAUAUGAUCGUCCAUCAGGCCAAAUGAUUUUCAUAUUUCACCUAAAAUCAAAGAAAUUAAUUCUUAGGAUUAUUAAGAUUUGUCACAUACUUUCAUGACAAUUAAACACAUUCUUCUCUCCCCUUUGAUAGUAUUUAUACAUCAUUGUAGUAUCUGUUGUACUGCUGUUAAUUUCAAUAACCAUUGUAUUCCAGUAAUAAACACUUGAAAUAAUAUUUAAAAAAGAAAAACUCGAAAGCAAAAUGCUGAAUGUGCCUGAUUGUUGUGGAAAAAAAAUUGUCGCAAAUCUUAAUGCUCCUAAAAAGAUUUUUCUUCAUGUAAAAUCUAAUUGUUUUUGUAUGUUUGUGAUGAAAUGUGAUUCAGCUGAGUAAUUCUCUCUGCGUUUGUCUUAAAUCCACCUGUAGAUGCUGGAACGAGGUUAGAUUCUCUUACGAUCUUUAGGAUUUAAUCACCAGUUUCUCAAUCAGUUUUUAUAUAAAUCAUGUGUGUGUGAUUGAUAUCAUAAGCACUUUGGGUCACAUUUCAGCUGCUUUUCUCAAGAUCCACAUUAUGUUUUGGAGAAAGGUGGUCGGUCUUCAGUAGGGCUUGACGCUGCUAACUAGUUUUUAUUUUUUAAGUUACUAAUCACAGAUUCUAUAAGGGAUUUGUUUGUUUGUUAUUACUCAUUAAUCUCGUUUCCAGUCUCAAGUAAGAGUUUAUCUGAAGGCUUACCGAAGUCGACCUGGCAUAUAAAAGGUGCCAUAUAAUAGCUUUAAAAUGCUGCUAAUCGUGUACGUCAAUGGCGAUGAGAACCGAUUUCGAUGUUAGCUUCAUUACAGCAGUUUUCUGAUCAUAGAAGAUGUGCAUGGGAAACACCACUAUUUUUAAAAAGCCUUACCAGAUUUUACAGCAUUUGAAAACUUAUUUUACGAGAUAUCAUUUAGGUAAAUAAUAAAUCCAUGUUUUGCUGCUUUGUGCAAACUUCUGUUUCCAGCAGAUCUGAGCCUGAUUGUCAAAUCAAAGCUUUUGAUACACAUGACUGUGUUUUGUUUGUUUAAUUUGCUACUGAAAUCCAUCAGGUAACGAUCUUUCAGAUCUAGUUCCAUCCUUACAGCAGUCGAGAGGAACUUAACUAGUUACAAAAAAUUAACUUCCUGAAGAGAUGCAAACGAGGGAAACUAAAGCUUGGUAUGUGUUGGAUCUCGAUGUGAAAGGUUAACCGUGGCCACCGGGAUGAUCAAAGUUUAUUUUUUACUAUGGUUUAGAGAUAUUGUAACAUUCCAUAUGUGUAAAAACAAAAUAAACUAUGUACAGAAAUAAUGAGAUUAAAAAAAGCAAAAUCUUA
This is a messenger RNA of Carassius gibelio (silver crucian carp), 3898 nucleotides long. RefSeq names its product E3 ubiquitin-protein ligase znrf2. The record is from RefSeq and is a predicted model, not a curated record. Bases 330 to 977 code for a protein of 215 amino acids. Lineage: Eukaryota; Metazoa; Chordata; Actinopteri; Cypriniformes; Cyprinidae. The transcript has 5 exons.